UUAAAAAUGUGGUAACAAUGCGUUUCAAGUACAGCAAAACUAUAUUAGAAGCUCAGUCUGCUGACAGACCUAUAGUAGAUUUGAGCUGGUCUCCAAACAAUGUGAAAUUGGCGGUAGCGACGUGCGACCGCGUAAUAUUUCUUUACGACCGUGAUGGAGUCCGUCGCGAUAAGUUUAACACCAAACCUGCAGAUCCGGCUGCGGGAAAAAAGUCCUACACUAUCACAGCGAUAGCCUUCAGCGAGAACUCCGAGUCAUUGGGCGUGGCUCAGAGCGACAACAUGGUAUUCGUAUACCGCGUGGGCGCGGACUGGAGCGGCAAGAAGGUGAUAUGCAACAAGUUCCCGCUCAGCGGCGCGCCCAUGCGCCUGGUCACUGCCGAUAACGGCUUCUACACGGGGACCAGCGAUGGAAAAAUUAGGACUCUGGACUGCAAGAGUAACAAGAGCUCCAGUCUUUGGUCAGCCGGGUCGUGCUGCGUGUCACUGGCACGGAGCGGUGAGGCAGCCGCGUCGGGCCACGUCGACGGCGCGCUCUACGUCAACGGCCGCCUGCUGCUGCGGUACAACCUGCCGCCCACAGUCUUGGCUCUGGUGCCGCCCUAUCUAAUCGUAGGUGCGUGUGACGGUCGCGUGUGCGUGUACGAGGCGCAGCGCGGCGCCCUCGUGCGGAGCGUCGAGCCCGACCUGCCGCCGGACCGCCGCGAUCUAAUCACUGCUGCGUUGAGCCCUUCCGGACAGACAGUAGCAAUCGGUACGUUCGACGGUUGCCUCAUAGGCGAGGUGAAGGAGGGCGGCGCGUUGGAGCUGAGCGCGCUGCGCGUGCCGCAGUUGUACGCGGCGGGCGCGCUGGCGUGGAGCGCGGACGGCACGCGCCUCGUGCUGGCCGCGCAGACUGGCGCGCUUCUGGAGUACGAGGCCGUGCUCAGACGCUGGGUGUGGCGCGAUGCUGUGGAGGUUCGUCACGCGAGCCCGCAGCGAAUCCUGUUAACGCGGCUGGCUGGCGACGCACCGGCCUUGGUCGUCACCGCACGACUCGGCCCAGAGAUAUACAACGUGCGGUUUGUGGGAAACGAUUGGUACGCCGUGUGUCGUACGAGCAACUCCUUGAUCCUUUGUGACAUAGCCCGCGGUCUAACCAGUGAGAUACCAUGGAGUGGCGGUGGAGAGCGCGUGUACGCGGCGGCAGGCGGCGCGUGCCUGCUGCAUCGCGCGGGCGAGCUCAGCGUCGUCGAGUACGGCCUUGAUGCCGUGCUGCAUACCGUGCGAACCGAGCGUGUGAACCCGCACGUACUGAGCGUGCGCAUCAACGAGAGUGCGUCCUCUCACGACGCCGACCGCAAGCGCCUCGCCUAUCUGUUGGACAGACAGACCGUCGCUGUGGUAGACUUGGUGACAGGCAGUCAGCUGGGUCAGUGGUGGCACGAGGCCCGGGUCGACUGGCUGGAGUUGAACGAGGGCGGCGAGCUGCUGCUGCUGCGCGACACGCGACGCCGCCUCGCGCUGCUGCGGCUUGACGGGGAUAAGGAAAUAAUAGCGAGUGGAGUCAGUUUUGUGCAGUGGGUGGAAAAUAGCGACGCUUUUGUUGCCCAAACACCGACCCAUUUAUUGAUAUGGUACAGCGCGUGGGAGACGAGCAGCGUGGAGAUGUCGGAGUGUGGCAGUGGUGCUGUCGAGCUGCGCGGCCGCCUGCUGCUGCGGCCCGGCGCUGCUCCACUGCAGCUUGACGAGCACCGCUUGGAGUUCAACAACGGUCUGAGAAGCGGCGAUCUGUACGGGUGCGCGUCGUACCUGGACGGCGUGAGCGGCGCGGACUUGGCCCCACUGUGGAGGCAGCUGGCCGAGCGUGCCAUGGAAGUCAGCGAUGUGCAGUUAGCUGCCAAAUGCUACCGUGAAGUAGGUGACGAUGCUCGGAAGUUUUAUCUGGACCAAAUAUUAGAGCUAGCCACAACUGAAGGAAACGGUGACGUAGCUGCAGGCAUCAACUCAUCACUAGUCCGCGCCAAGCUGGCGAUAUACUCGGGCGAUCUGGCUACUGCCGAAGAGUGUUACGUGAAGGCAGGUCAGCCAGAGCAAGCGAUCAAGAUGUUCCGGCAAUACAAUCGCUGGACGGAUGCAAUAGCGCUGGCCGAGAAAACGGAUAGAGCCGCUGUAGACAGCCUGAAGCAGCAGUACUUGGAUUAUUUGAAUUCUACUGGUCGUUCAGGCGAGGCGGGCGCGGCGCUUCUAUCAAACGGUGACGCGCGCGGCGCCGUCCGCGUGUGGCUACGGGGUGGUCGCGCGCGCCGCGCUGCCACCGCCCUGCUGCAGCGACCUGACUUGCUGCGCGACACGACGUUGCUGCACGAUGUGAAGGAUCGUUUGAUACAGGAAGAAUGGUGGGAGCUGGCGGGCGAGCUGGCGGAGCGGACGGGCGACAGCGCAGCUGCUGUGGACUAUUACGCAAAGGGCAACAACUACUCGAAAGCGGUGCAGCUAGCGAGAGAGGCGUGCCCACACGAGGUGACUCGUCUGGAGGGGGAGUGGGGGGCUUGGCUGGCGAGCUCGCGACAGCCGGGUGCCGCCGUGCCGCACCUCAUAGAGGCGGGCCGCACCGCAGCCGCGCUCAGCGCCGCCCUCGCCGCGCACCACUAUAGCCGCGCGUUGCAGAUAUUGCAGGUCAUUGAUGAUAAAGAAUCUAUAAAGGAAGAAUGUAAGCAGCUGGGAGAUCAUUUCAUAUCAGUUAAAGAUUGGGAGACAGCAGAGAAGGUGUUAACAUCGUGCGGCAUGACAGAGCGGUGCGUACGCGCGUACAACUCAGCGGGGCGUCUCGCAGACGGGCUGCGUUUAGCCGCGCGACUGUCGCCCGACACCACGCGCGACAUCUACGCGCCGCUCGCCGCGCAGCUGCGCCAAGACGGACAGCUGCGUAAAGCUGAGCAGAUAUACGUGGGAUUGGGAGAUGUCGAUGAGGCGAUAUCUAUGUAUAAGGAAGCAAAACAGUACGAUUCCAUGCUACGACUCGUGGCUGCUCACCGUAGCGCACUGCUGGAGGCGACGCGCAAGCACGUGGCGCAGGCGCUGCAGGCCUCUGGCGACCUGCGCGCCGCAGAGAACUACUACAUACAAGCCGGUGACUGGAAGAGUGCGAUCGCAAUGUACGGCGGGGCGGGUCAGUGGGAGGCGGCGGAGCGCGUGGCGCGCGCGCACGCACCCGCCACGGUCGCGCAGCAGACGGCGCUGCAGUGGGCCGCCACACUGCCGCCCGCGCCCGCCGCUCGUCUGCUCGCUGCGCGCGGGCUUGCCGCUGUUGGUGUGAGAUGGGCCCUCCAGGCGCAGAGAUGGGACAUCGCUAACGAGCUGAGUGAUCUUGGCGGCGGGGUUUCGCGUCGCGAGGUCGCGCGGCACGAGGCGGCGGCGCUGGCGGCGGACAGCCCCGAGGCGGCGGCGGCGGCGUUCGUGCGGGCCGGCGCGCCUGACGACGCCGUCCGCGUGUGGCUCGCACGCGGUGAUCAUCAACGUGCGCUCGCAACAGCUGAGAAGCACGCGCCGCAUAUGGUGGAAGAAGUGCUGGUAGAAGGCGCGCGCGCGGCGGCGGAGCGCGGUGACCUGCAGGAGUUCGAGACGCUCAUGAUCCGCGCCAACCGCCCGCGAGAGGUCGUGCAGCAUUACAAGGAUUUAGAGUUAUAUGAGGAGGCGUCUCGCGUGGCCCGCGAGUACGUACCGGACGGCGGGGAGGGGGUGCCGCCCGCUGUUCCGCCGCUGCUGCAGCGCGCCGCUGACCUGGCUGACAGGUCUGAGUGGAGCGAUGCGGUGCGUGCGUUAUGCGGCGCGGCGCGUGCGGGCGCAGCGGGCGGCGCGGCGAAGUUGGCGGAGCGUGCGGCGCUGCGGGCGGCGCGACUGGCCCGCGACCGUCUGCGCGGGCAAGCGCGUGCUACUGCCGCCGCUAUGCUUGCUGAUUCUUUUGCUGAGAUCGGCCAAGCUGACGUAGGAGAGCAACUCAGAGCAGCCCUAUUAGAAGAUAUGGACGAGGAAGGAGUCGGUACGUCAGCGGAUUACGACGAAGAAGAGGAGGCGGCGAGCGAGGCGGGUGAGGCGACUGAUGCGGGUGACGCGAGCGAGUUGACCGCGCUCGAGCAGCUCGCCCGCAGCGGACAGUGGCAGCGCUGCCUCGCGCACGCCGCCCACCGCGCGCCGCACUACGCGCUCAGAUACGUCGCGCAUCUGUUCAAGACACACUCUCGUACUGAGGGUCUCGACAUAGAGAGCACAGAAGUACCCGAAGCGUUGUCUGCAGCGCUUGAAGCGCUGCGUCAGUAUAUAUUAUUAUCGCAAGCAUCACUCGGCCAGGGCGACGCGACGCUCGCUCGUGCGGUGGCGGGCGAGUUGCUCGUGCGAGUGUCCGCCGCGCCUAAAGCGGUCGCCGCGCUGCAGGAUGCCGCCGCGGUGCUGCUCGCGAUAGGCGCUGAUGAUAGGAUACUUCAGGCCAUAACUUUAUUGAUGGCGUUGCACGUUCCUCAAGUGUCGGCGAAGGCGGCACGCGCGCUGCCGCGCUACACGGACAUCAUUGUCGCUGAUAUCGCGUUCUACAUGUGCGGUAUGAGUGUACGCGGGGAGGCUGGAGGCGCGCGCGAGGCGUUUGUGCUGCUCAACCACUGCCUCGACCUCGCCGAGGCCGCCGACGACGACAGCGCACACAUGAUAGACUACACAGACUUCGAAUGCACGGACUGGCCGCGCACGCCGCUGCUGCUGGGUGCGGCGAGCGUCCGUGGCGCGCCGCUCGACACCGUGCGCGACUGGGUGCUCGCUGUGUCCAUGGACCAGGCCGUUGACCAAACGUUGCCGGUUGACGAGCGCGGGCGGUACGCGGCGAGUGUAUCGAGCGGCGAACAGUGCUGCGUGCUGACAGGAUAUCCGCUUGGCUCGCGGCUUGUCACUUUUGCUAAUGGGCGCUGUGCUAACCGCGAGUCGUGGUCUCGCGCGGCGCACGCGGCCCGCUCGGCGCCGCUCGCCGCCGCGCUCGUGCGGCACGUCGACGCCUGGUGCGGGCAGAGUGACUUCGCGCAUGUGUAGGUAGCAUUAUGUUGAUUUUGUAGUUAUUCAGCAUUUGAAUUUUCACUAACUGUUAUUACAAGUUUUGGAAAAUGUGACGUCACUUUUUCUGUGUGAUACAUUUCUUGGUAGUCACUAUGAAUUUUGGAAAAGU
Messenger RNA from Aricia agestis (brown argus), 5187 nucleotides. It is a transcript of the gene Oseg2, whose product is annotated as intraflagellar transport protein 172 homolog. The coding region runs from base 18 to 5054 and encodes 1678 amino acids. NCBI's taxonomy places the organism in Eukaryota, Metazoa, Arthropoda, Insecta, Lepidoptera, Lycaenidae. Gene Ontology annotation, molecular function: protein binding. The record is from RefSeq and is a predicted model, not a curated record. Gene Ontology annotation, biological process: intraciliary transport. Gene Ontology annotation, cellular component: intraciliary transport particle B; ciliary basal body; axoneme. The transcript has 35 exons.